AUGCCACUGCCUGCUCCAAAGCAACAGCCAACUGGAUCCCCUCGACACCAACCCGGAGGAAUUGGUCAGCAACAGAGAGGAGCUCCUCAGCAACCUGAAAUGUCAGCUCCUCACGACAGGCACCUUUCACAAGCAAACCAUCUCAGGACUUCAGAACCGAGCAAAUUACCAACCGCUGUCCAAGACAGAAAGCCUCCUGCUCCAUCAGAAGGAAAGCCACUGCCCAAACUACCCGAAGAGCCUCCCAAAGCUUCUGAAAGUCCAUUGCCAAAGGGGAAAACUAUGGCCACAAAACCAGAAGCGGAUAUCAAAGAUAGCACGACCGUAUCCGAGUCUCAGAAAACACGAGAACAGGAGGUAAGCAUCGCUCCACUGGACACAAUGGUUUAGUUAUAAGAGGUUUCUUUUGAGUAGCUGAUACCAAACCUAAAAGCCAACAGGAGGCAGUUUAUUAAAGUGUUUUUAGCUGGCAGUCAGGCAGGGGAUGAUAGAGACAUGGUCUGCUGUCCAACAGGCCUCUUCGCACAAAUGCACCAUAUUUGCAGAAGUCUCUUUUCGGGUUUUUCCCCCCUUGCCAAGAUUUGUUCCUCCACUUCGUUGCUUGCUAUUUUUAAAAACAUCCCUGGGUUUUCGAAACACCAAUGCCUCAAAGCAUAACUGGAUUGAACAUAUACUAGUUUCAAAAAUGUAUGGAGUUAAUUUCAAGAGUCUUCUUAAUCAAUUAAUGGAGAAAGCAUGAUUAUUUUUGGGUGGCAUUAUACUUUAACAUCAACAACAUAGGCUACUGUAACUGUAACAACAUAGGCUUUUGUGUGGUAAUCAGAAGCACAUCACCAGGUGAGGUGGAAAUGAAGGUGCCGAGAUGGUGGGGAGGUCAGCACAGUGCAAACUCAUUGGCAGAGCCAAUGUGGUGCUCCUGCUGGUGCGUUUGCAUCUACCCACUGCCUCCUCCUCUGCCUCCAAAUAAGCCACAGUGGGUCACCUGCCAGAAGCCUGUGUAGUGGCUCUACCCUAGCUGGCAAGUUUCUUCUAGUUGUAAUGCUUUAGUCCAAAUGCAAGAACUGCAGGACAUGAAGGUGCUUGUUAUUUGUCUCCAGCAUCUUUCAUAAGUGUACCUCCUAUGCACAGAGAGGUUUCACCUAUCACAGCACUGUUUGUUUGUGGGGCCAAGCACAGUAGUCCGGUGACCCUCCUGGGUAGUUUGUAAUAGCAGAAAUGAUGACAAGACAAGAGUGUUUGUUUAUGCACAGUGAUUUAAGGCAUGUUUUACAGAGAAGACCUUUCAGAGAGUCUUUUUUCUUCCUUCUGACCCUAGUGUAAUGCCUUUGCAGCCUUAGGUUCAAACUACAUGUUACACUCAUAUGUAUGUAGCUGCAUCCUAAUAGACCUCUUUAUGUUUUAAAUCAGCUUUUGUGUGGGUGUGUGGCGGGGGUUAUCCAGCAAAAGCUGGUAGGAGUCAAAAUGGCUACCUGUGAUUCACAUUUGCACCUGUGAAGUCAGUGUCUGUUCCUUUUUAAUAGCAUUCGCUAUUGGGUAAUAAUAGGGGUUACCGAGAACUAGCAGAGUUUAGCAGAGAGAAUGAAAGUGCCAGCAGAGGAGGUGGAGUGUUAGGUGCCACCUGCACAGUGUGAGGCUAAUUGUGAGAUGCUCCAGAGAAAAAACAAAGGUGAAAUUGAGUGCUUGAGGGAUAACUGAAAAGCUCUUGCUAGCAGAAGAAGCAGAAAGAUGGAAAGAAGGAAGAGAGUGCAGAGGGCAAGGCCCCAAUACUGAGCAUCAGAAUGUCAUUUUGAUGUUUCCUCUUUCCCCUCUCCUGGCCCCUCCCAGGACGGACAGCAAAGAUACUUCCCAGAGGACUUUACAGCAAGCUGGUGUUUCUGCUGUUCUUUAUGCAGACUCUUUUUGCUUCUGUUUUUAAUCAAUUGUUCACAUUGACUAAUUUCAGUUUACUACAGCUGAAGGAUCUGCCUUCUCAGCCCCCCUGAACUGCAAGUAGGGAGUAAGCAUUAGCCUAGAUGACAUUUAACACUAAUUUGGUUAGGGCUUUGUAGGAAUCUCCAGUUAUGCAAUACCAAUCCUGCUGCCAAUGCUUUGAUUGGGGUAUUGAUUAAAAACACACUUUUAUUUGUGCCACUGUCCCUUGCUUCAAUCUCUUGGGCUUUCUCUGCAAAAUUGUCAACCCCUGAAAUUAAACUCCACAGAGUGGUUGCUGCCUCCAGAGACACUGAUUAGCUGGUCUUUUGUCCUCUCUUGUUAUUUUGUCACCUGGUCUUGGCAUCUGAAGUGCAGGAAUUAAGAUCUUCAGCCUCUUGCUAUUCAGGGCAUGAAUAAAAUUCCCUUCUUGAUCUCAAAUUCUAAUUAUAAGUUCCACAAGUUCUGUGUGAAGAUUUAAAAUAUUCACUGCUGUAUGUGGGAUUUCAGUCACCAUAAACUUUACUGGAGCCCUGGGAAUAAACAUAACGCUUAGCUGAACUGCAGCAACAUUUCUGAAAUGCCCUUUUCGACGCAUUUUUGCUGUAAGGAAUUUGUAGAAAAGAAUGGAGGUGGAGUUUGUGCCCCACAAUCACAAUGCCUUCUUUAUCAAACAAAGACAAAUGUCCAUCAGGUAUUUGCAUGGGUGGAGCACAAGGUGGAGCAAGACUGCGAAGGAGCAGAAGGGUAAGUAUUUUUAGGGGGGGCAGAAUAUGGAGCAGGAUCCUCACUUCUGCUCUAUUUAUAGAGGCUGGCAGCCUGCAGGAAGCUGCUGAAUUACUGGGGCAGAAGAGGCUCAUUAUAUUUUAUCCUAGGCAUGAGCAAAGAAACCCUUAAGAGAGAGUGAGCAAAGGUGGGUGGUGUGAAAGGAAGAGGAAAGCUAAUAUUGAGUGAUGCAUAUUUUUAGUUUUGAAGAAGCCUACUUUUCCAGCUCUUUGGGCAAAUGUUUGGUUUGGUUUUGGGAGGAGGUGUCAGAUCAUGACUGGCUUGUGGCAGCUUUUGCCAAACACCUAUUAAAAAAAACGUAACUCUGUAGUUGCUUGAAAAAAGUAUAUUGCUUCCAAAUUACUCUAAUUCUUUGGCAUAAGAAGCCUCAGACUACCUGCAGUUAGUCAGGAAUGUCAGGUCCUGUCCUGAUUAUAUCAUGGCCCCAUUGCCCAAAUGCUCUGCACCCUAUCCAGGAGAAUUACAUCCUUUUAUAUAUAUAAAAAAACCUCCUCUGAAAAAUUUUGAAUGCAAUUUCCCUUUUACCCAUUAUUUUAUGGAGAAUGGUUGAAAGAAAUGCAGGAGAAAUUGUAAUCACAGGACUAGAACCAACAAUGGCAGCUUAAUUUAUUUGCCGCACCAAGAAAUUAACAGUGUUGUUAACAGUGCCACAUCACUUUAUAGUAUAUUAAAGAUAUUUAAAUACUCUAAUAGCCAUUCUUCCACACCAGAGAAUAAUGGUCUUUUGGCAGCUGGCUGUCAAGUUUGGGAUUUUUUUUUUACAAUAUUCUUGACAAUUAAUCUUCCAGCCCACAUUUGAAGAGGUACACACCAAGCAAAUAUUUGAACAAAUAGAGCUGAAAUAGAGCUGUACACACAAAUCGGGUAGUUGCUGGGGUCACGAACAAUGGUGAUCCAAAUUUCCCUACAAAUGUUCACCAAUCUGCAGAUUUGUACAUGAAAAAUAGUCAACUUAGGCAUUAAUUUUGAAAAUAGUGCUUAUUAACAACUGUUGGCCAUGAUAGCUGUAUGGAAACUCCAUGUUCAGAGGUCCUGUACCUCUGAGAACCAGGUGCUGAGGCCAUUGCAAUCAUACCUGACUUGUGAGCUUUCGGAGGGCCUUCCUGGCUGUUGUGGGUAAUACAUUACUGGACUAGAUAAACCUUGGCCUGGUCCAGCAAGGUAAUUCUUGCAGUCUUAACUUGUAGGAUUUCAAGGUUUGUGCUCCUUCUUAUUGCAAAAGGAACACUUAUAUUUUUGCUAGACUUCAGGUUACAAAAAAUGCUAGAGCAUACAACUUUGGAGCCAACCAGCCUUGGGCAAACCAGAUGGUCCUUUUUAAAAGGAAAGGAACCAGCCAAUAAGACACUGUCAUCUUAGCCCCUGGGUUGACAACAAGAGAGCACAGAUUUACAAAACUGCAGAGCCAGCUAUUUGGAUUUUACAAAUGUUUUGUUUGUUCCUAGGGACUUGCUGAAAUCCAGACCUGUCAGAAGCAAACAGAUGCAGUAAGGCUUAGCAUGUUGAAGACUUGGGCUACACUUAGACAUAAUUUAAUUUUUAAAGAAAUAUCUAAGUGUAUAGCAAGAAAUAAUAAAGGUGUGGUUUUUUUAAGAAAGAGAUGUAAAUUGAUCAUAAUCAGUGCUGUUUUUCUAGAAAAAGAGGUGCUGGAACUCACCAUGCCCACCUGAGAGGUUUUGGAACUGAGUUCUGGCGAGUUCUGGCUGGGGGAAAAAGCCCUGAUCAUAGUUAAUGAAUGACAAUCAGAGCAAUCAGAAUAGUUCUGAUUUUGUUAACACAGAGUUGAGGGGAAUCACAUUUUCCUAGCAGCAAAAUGUUUCAAUUUGGGUUCUGGGAAAAUAUAUUGUUUCUCAAAACCAGAAGUGCUUCCUGGAAGAAUGACAUCUGCAACAAAUGACUAAGAGCUGUUCAUUUAUUAGAUUGUAAAUGGAUUGCGUGAAAGGUCCUGUCCGUCUUGCUUUACUGUCAUGAACUUGGCAAGAAGGAAUUUUUAAUUAAAUGCAUCAUGCAAUGAUACUUCUUUCAUGUUAAUUUGCAAGGGUGCCGGAUUUUUGUUUCUAAACUUGAUAGUUUUGCUUACAUUCUUUGACAUCUGAGUAUUGAGAGAGAGGGUGGGGUGCAAGCUUAAAAAUAAAUUACCGGUACUUCAGAAGGUCGGCGGUUCGAAUCCCCGUGAUGGGGUGAGCUCCCGUUGCUUGGUCCCUGCUCCUGCCAACCUAGCAGUUCGAAAGCACGUCAAAGUACAAGCAGAUAAAUAGGUACCGCUCUGGCGGGAAGGUAAAUGGCAUUUCCGUGCGCUGCUCUGGUUCGCCAGAAGUGGCUUAGUCAUGCUGGCCAUAUGACCUGGAAGCUGUACGCCGGCUCCCUCGGCCAAUAAAGCGAGAUGAGCGCCGCAACCCCAGAGUUGGUCACGACUGGACCUAAUGGUCAGGGGUCCUUUUACCUUUUUACUUGCUUAUGACUCCUGAGUUUAGGAGCCCUUCCCUUCUUAAUUUUUAAAAUUAUUAUUAAAGUGAGGGAUAACACUUUUGUUACUUGCUAAAUUGUGGCUAUUGUGUUGUAGUUUUUUUUCCUUCAAAUUUUUAUGUCCCUUCAUGAUGUCCAAGUUAAUUAUAGCUCAGGAUUUCUGCAAGCCUGUGUGAUAAACUGGGUUGUGCUCAUAAAAGUCUCUUUUAAUGGCAUCUAAUGGAAUUUGUUUUCUCUUCUUUUGUAGGAAUCCAGUAAGCCUUAUCCACCAGACCUGUCUCGUAGCCCUCAAAGCUUGAGUGACACUGGCUACUCAUCUGAUGGCAUAUCCAGUUCCCAGAGUGAGAUCACGGGCUUAGUGCAGCAAGAAGGAGAACAACUAAACGAAACCGGAAUUGUAGAGCCGAGCCCUCCAAGUCCUUCGGAACUCACUAAGCUGGAAAGCAGCAUGCGGCCCCUACUGGAGUCCAAGGGGCUGGCUCAGGAGCCAACAGACAGAGGUAAAACAUACCAUGAAUUACGAGAGGAGCAGAGGGAAAGGCAGAGGCCACGGUCCCUUUCUAUCACCCCGGAAGCCUUUGAUUCUGAUGAGGAGCUAGAAGAUAUCAUGGAAGAAGAUGAAGACUCUCUAGAAUGGGAGAACCAGAAGGAGCAGAGGGACAGCAUGGAAUCUUCAGAUGACUUUGGCAGCAAGCUACGCCACGACUACGUGGAGGACAGCAGCGAAGGAGAGUUCUCCAUCGUACCAACAAGGCAGAAAAGCAAAGAACCUGCAAUGACUGACGAAGAGUUCAUGAGAAGGCAACUCCUGGAGAUGAGCGCAGAGGAAGAUAACCUGGAGGAGGAGGAGGAAUACGAUCGUAUAAAAUAUAGCGUUGCAAAAAACGGGCACAAGCCUGACUCGGAGAAAAGCAGGGAGGCCGCCUUAUCCAAGAGACGCCUGCCUCACAGCUCCGGCAGCAUAUAUGAGGAGGAAAGAAAAGAGCUGGAAAGUACUGAGGGGGAAGACAUGGCUGCAUCUCAGGGAGGUUUGCGGCGUUUCAAAACCAUUGAGUUAAACAGCACUAACAACUAUGGCAGAGACAUGGAGAUCAGCCAAGAGGCAGACAUCAGCUUGGACAGAGAACCUGAACUGGAGAUGGAAAGCCUGACGGGAUCCCCAGAAGACAGGUCAAGAGGCGAAUAUUCUUCCACCUUGCCAGCAACAACACCCAGUUACACAUCAGGAACCUCCCCCACCUCCAUCUCUUCCCUGGAGGAGGACAGCGAUAGCAGCCCUAGUCGCAGGCAGAGGCUGGAAGAGGUCAAGCAGCAAAGGAAAGCCCGGCAUCGCUCCCACGGACCUCUGCUGCCAACCAUAGAAGAUUCUUCCGAGGAAGAAGAGCUGCGGGAGGAGGAGGAGCUCUUGCGAGAACAGGAAAAAAUGCGAGAGGUAGAACAGCAGCGCAUCCGAAGCACGGCUCGGAAAACAAAGAGAGAUAAAGAAGAGCUGAGGGCACAGAGGAGGAGGGAAAGGUCUAAAACGCCACCCAGCAAUCUGUCUCCCAUUGAAGAUGCAUCACCCACCGAGGAACUGCGUCAGGCUGCAGAGAUGGAGGAACUGCACAGAUCUUCCUGUUCGGAAUAUUCUCCUUCCAUUGACUCUGAGGCAGAGGGGUUUGAUGUCAUUGCCUCCAAGCUGUACAAGUCUGGCAGCGAGUACAACCUCCCAACAUUUAUGUCCCUCUAUUCUCCAACAGAAAAAACUGCUGGCUCUGGUUACCCCUCCAACAAGCCCCUGAAAAGUGCGGAAGAAGCUUAUGAAGAGAUGAUGAGGAAGGCAGAAAUGUUUCAGAAGCAGCAACCAUCCCAGCAAAGCGUCUCCUACAGCAACACCUUCCAGCAAGUAGGCUAUCGUGGUUCAGAAGGCCAAAAUAAUUUCGAAUACCAAUACAUAGAUGACUACAGCUAUGACGGCCGGAAUUUAGACUCCUCUCAAGCAGACUAUCAGAAUGAACUUUCCAAAUCUGGGGCAGUUUAUGAAGAAAUUCUUCAGACAUCACAGAAUAUCUCCAGGAUGCAUCAAUCCUCUUCUCUGGAUUUGACCCUUGAGCAGGAAGUAAAGAAGAAAGGGAGAGAAGAUGCUUAUCAAGAAAAGCAGUUUCUGAAUGCAGAGAGUGCUUAUGAAAGUGGCCCACUCACUCCUGGGACAAGCCCAACCCAGUUGUCUGCUCCUGUCUCCUUUUCCUCCACUGAAAGCAGCGCAGGCAGAAUAAUCCCUGAUGUUCGAGUCACUCAGCAUUUUGCAAAGGAGAGUCAGGAGCAGCCAAAGCUUCAUAGCUCACCCACAGCACCUAGUUCAGUUUCAAAGAGCGUAACAACGCCCUACACGUAUGCUAAAGGAACUAGCACCGUCACCACUGUUGUUUCCAGUCCUGCAAGUGCACCACGAAUCUAUAGCUCUCCGACUUCUCUGAGUGGCUCAGACGCACCAUCCGUGUCCACUACUAGCCGAAGUUAUACUCAAACAAAAGUAACAGCCAGCUAUGGUUGUCAAACAGAAAAUAUUUCCAGGGUCAGGAGCGUUGCAGAGAUUAGUGGGCCAUCAGCAAGAGAAAAACUCCAAAGCAUGACGGACAAGUCCACUGGACCCAUGUCGACACCUAAAACAUAUUCCUACUUCAAAAGCUCAAGCCCACCACUUUCCCCUUCUUCUCCUACUCAGAGCCCCACUCAUUCUGUUCCUAGAGCUGGGGUGCCACCCAGUUCAGGGAUGGGGGUUAAAUCAACUGCAGAGUUUUCCACCCAAACCCAUAGCCCGGUUCUCGCCUACGAUGCCCCCACGACUACCGCUAUGUCAACCUCUUCUCCAAUGGUAGCUCAAGGAACACAAACUCCCUACCGAUCGAGUUCCCCUCGCCUUGCUCGGCAACAAUCAUCACAAGAAUCUCCCUUUAUGGUCAUCACAUUAGCAGCGGAUGCAGCCAUUCAGACCAAGCCGAUUGGCGUAAGUUCCUCCAUUUCACCAGCCUCCUCUCCAACUCGGCAAGGCCGCCAGCAUAGCUACAGUCAGACAGUAAUCCAUGCAGCGCAACUCCAACAAGAGCAGCUGCAGUCCACUUACACGAAGACCCAAUCAGCUCUCGAAAGAGCCUCUGCUCCUAGUGCUGCAAUGCAGAAAGUGCAAACAACUGCUGCUGACAGCAUGCCUGGUGUGUAUAGCUGGGGAACGCUGCCUGCAGAGAACAUUUCUUUGUGUCGGAUAUCAUCAAUACCUGGGACAUCCAGAGUAGAACCUGGACCCAGACCAGUUGGUAGUAAUAUUGUGGACCUGCGGACUGCAAUAAAGUCAGCUCCAAUCAUUAUAACAGACCAAGGGAUGGAUCUCACAUCCCUAGCUACAGAGAGCAGAAAAUACUGCCUCACUAUGGACCAGUCACCGAGUCGGCAGUCCAGCACCAUCCAACCCUUAAUUAUCAACCUUAAUGCCCAGGAACAGCCCCAUGCUAUCAUAAGCACAGCCACCACAGUCAGCAUCACUGUUGCAUCUUCCAUGCUUGUGUCUCAGCCAAAGCAUCCUGCGGUCUAUGGAGACCCUUUCCAGAACAGAGUGGACUUUGGUCAAGGGACGGGGAGUCCUGUCUGCCUGACACACAUUAAGCAGGUAGAACAAGCAGUUCAGACUGGUACUUUCAGAGGAGUUGGUAGCGGCACUGGAAUUUCUGCUUCUGCAGGCCGUCCAGAAGCCGCAGGUCCACAGCAAGCAAAAUUUGCAAGAUACAAUUUGCCCAACCAGAUGACAUCCUUGAUGAAAAAAGAUGCCCUGAUCAGUCAGACCAACAAUGCACAGAAUAUUGUGAGUGCCAUUCCCAGACCGUUUCCUCAGGACCAAAGUUCAGAGGUGUAUAGAGGGAUCCCAGUGGAACUGAAAACUCAGACACCCCCAGUCACCAUUGGGACUAAGAAAUCCCAGGUUAUGAUGGUGCAGAUGGAUGAUAUUGCAGCAGGCCCUGUCACCAAACUCAUCAAAGAGGAACCUCCUCCCAAUGCCUUGGAUCUCACAGGGAUGAAGCCUGAAAGUCAAAUAGCAUGCUGUGACGUAGUGUACAAAUUUCCCUUUGGAGGCAGCUGCACUGGGGCUUUUAACCCUUCUUCCAAGGUGCCAGAGAAAAAUGUUGGGGAUGCAGCAAGCGCCGACAAGCCUAGUGGCCAGUACUAUGGCAGCAGAGAACAGGAGGUGGCAGAGGCAUAUCCUUAUCGAGAACAAGCAGCACCAGGGCCUAAUCCGUACGAGGAGCACAGGUUCUACCAUCAUGGCCUGUUUGGGAGACUAUAUUCCUCAAUGUCAGAUACAAACCUUUCUGAAAUGGGCUUGAACUAUUACCCAGUUAAGGGAGGGCAGCCCUUCAAUGCUCCUGCUGGGGAUUCCGCUGUGGAUCUGACCACCAUGAAACCUCCAUACAGCCACAGCUUCACCGAGGGAGGCUACAUGGGGCACGGAAUGCAGUACGGCUCUUUCUCUGACCUCAGGCAGCCCAGUGACUUGCUGAGCCAUUCCUACCCAAUGCGGAGAUAUAGCUCGGCCUCCAAUAUCUACUCUGACUACAGGUAUUCGCUAAGAGGGGAUCUGGCAAAUUUCCAGGAAGCCAGCCUGGCUCAUUAUAGCGCCACAACAGCCCGCGAAAUCAGCCGAAUGUGUGCAGCACUCAACUCUAUGGACCAGUACGGUGGACGGCAUACGAACAGCUCAGAUCUCCUCCAAUAUGGACAGUAUGGGCCAGGAGGGGGCGGAGGCAUCUCGGCCCAGCAGGGUGCCAUGAAAUCAAACAUGAUGUACAAGCCAAAUUUCCCAGAGUCUGGCCAAGGCUAUGGAAACCUAGCCCAGUACAACCUCUCCAGACUUGGAGCUGUCAGACAGGGACUCCCUUCCACAGCCACCGUCCGAGCUGCUGAUGGCAUGAUUUAUUCAACCAUCAACACACCAAUCGCAUCAACUCUCCCCAUCACUACCCAGCCAGCUUCUGUGCUGCGCCCCAUGCUCCGAGGCCUAUAUAGACCCUAUGCCCCAGGCAGUAUCACAGCUGUCCCUCUGGCCAGCUUGACCAGAGUGCCUCUAGUUGCUCCCAGGAUCCCCCUUGCAUCCCAAGGUCUGUAUCGUUAUCCAGUGCCCAGCAGACUCCCAGCGGCUCCCACAUCUUCAGUAAUGGAAACACCAAUGUAUUUGGGGAAGCCUGUUAGCACCACUGCAGCCAGCACUGCUGCCAGUAGCGUAAGCCCAGCACCAGUUUCCAAGCCCUCGGCUCCGACUGCUGUCGCCUUGCAAAGGCCUGAGCAGAAAGGCAGAGAGGAGGCUGCUGCAGUGACUUCUGGGGUGCAGAGUACUGUCAGGGAUGCCAGCCAAGGACAGCAGCAGCAACAGCAGCAGCCACCGCCACCGCCGCCUCCACCACCACCACCACCACCACCACCACCAACCCAGAAACAGGCCGAAGCUACCCAGCCCAGCAUUGCCAGCAAAGCAGCCACAGAAAGGGAAGAAAAGGAGAAGGAGGAAGAGAGGCAGAGGAAGCAGCAGGAGCACAUCCUCCAGAUUGAGAGGGAGAGAGUCGAGCUGGAGAAACUGAGGCAGAUGAGGCUGCACGAGGAGCUGGAGCGGGAGCGAGUGGAGUUGCAGAGGCACAGAGAGAAGGAGCAGCUGCUGAUGCACAGGGAGAUCCAGGAGCUGCAGUCCAUAAAGCACCAGGUCCUGCAACAGCAGCAGGAGGAGCGCCAAGUCCAGUUUGUGCUGCAGCGGGAGCAGCUGGCCCAGCAGCGCUUGCAGCUGGAGCAGAUCCAGCAAUUGCAGCAGCAGCUGCAGCACCAACUGGAGGAGCAGAAGAGGCAGAAGAGCACCUUCCCUCCUGUCUGUGACCCUUCGGGGAGGCUCCCUCCCCAGGCCGCGUCAGAGAUCACCAUAGAAAUGCAGCGGACCCUUGCUCAAAAUGGGCAAUACUGGCCACCCAUGAACCAAGCAUUUAUAGCUACUGCGGCCCCAGGGCAAGACGGGCAAGGGCAGCCUCGCUACCCUGGACUCCAGAGGCCUCUCACCAACUCAGCCUCUGAAAUGUCCCUGCAGACGGAAGACCAGUGGGAAGCCAGUCGGGGGAUCAAGAAGAGGAACUCCAUGCCGCGCCUCCGGGAUGCUUAUGACAAGGAGCCAGGCCACGAGCCAUAUGUUGCAGUGAAGAAGAUCACAGACAGCAGUGUGCAGACGGAUGAGGAAGAUGGGGAGGAGCGCUUCUAUGCAUCCCGCCGGCGGCGGACCCGGCGCAGCACCGACUGCAGUGUGCAGACCGACGAGGAAGACAAUGGCGAGUGGGAGCAGCCCGUGCGGCGCCGGCGCUCCCGCUUUUCGCGGCACUCAGACUCCAACGCAGAAAGCAAGCCAGACUCUUCGGCCAAAGGCACGGCUAGCAUAGCAAUCCAGACCAUCAGUGACUGCUCUGUGCAAACCGAACCUGACCAGCUCCACCGAGUGUCCCCUUCCAUCCACAUCACCACCCCUGACCCCAAGGUGGAGAUCGUGAAAUACAUUUCUGCCCCCGAGAAGACCCAGCGAGGAGAGAGCCUGGCUUGCCAGACGGAGCCGGAAGCGCAGCCACAGCCAGGCAUCGUGAUCCCCCAGCUCACUGUGCCUACGACGAUUACGCCUUACUCCUCCAACAUCCAGAUCGUAAGCACAGGCCCCCUGGAUCCCCAUUCGGUCCGACAGCAGGCCUUGGGGAAGAAGAAGCCCGACCCCCUUGAAAUUGGCUACCAAUCCCACCUGCCGACAGAUUCCUUGUCUCAGCUGGUGUCCCGUCAGCCUCCCAAGUCCCCCCAAGUGCUCUACUCCCCAGUCUCGCCCCUGUCCCCACAUCGGCUGCUAGAGUCUUCCUUCACAACCAGCGAGAGGCUCAACAAGGCCCACGUGACCCCGCAGAAGCACUUCACAGCCGACACCACCCAGCGCCAGCAGACCCUACCUCGCCCCAUCAAAACCAUGCAGCGGUCCUUAUCUGACCCCAAGCCCAUCAGCCCAACAUCAGAGGAGUCUGCAAAAGACAGGUUCUCCUUGUAUCAGCACGCGUUGCUUCCUGGUAGCCAGGUAAGAUUGCCGCUUCUCUGAUAAGUAAGAGAAGUCUGAUGAUAUUUCUGCUUUUCUGUUUAAAGGCCCCCGCUUAUCACGCAAUCACUGUAUGCAGCAGGAAUGAAGGAGAGCUGCUUUAAAGUCCCCGUGAAGAUAAGACACAACAGGCUUAUUGGUCACAGCAGGUCCCUCACUCUCCAUGUAAAGCUUGUUUUGCAACUUUCUUCACAGACAUGCAAGUCAAAUGCAUGAUGCUCUUAAUCAUGCUCCUCUCCUUCAAGCAGAGUGCCCACAUUUUUAAACCCAAAAAAUUGCUAAAAUAAGAUAAAACCAUGAAGACACUGAAAAUAAUUAUAAAAUUGCUUUAAGGAUUGGUGAGGUAGUGGACAUUGACCAGUAAGUACCCACUGCAGCCAGGGGCAUAGGAAGGGGGGGGCGGUCCGCCCCGGAUCUCAUCCCUGACAAGGGUAUCAAAAUCCCCCCUGGGCAGAUCACCACCAUGCCGAUCACCCCCCUGGGCGGAUCGCUGCUGUGCCAAUCUGCCCCCCAGGUGGAUUGCCGCCAAGCGACUAGCUCUGCUGCUGACUGCAGCCUGCUUUCACUUGACAUGCUGAAAAUUUCCAGAACCACUUUUUCAGAGUUCAUUUCAAGACAUUGAAAGGUUUAUGCAUUUUCUAUACAGCAAAGGCACUUCCAAACCACCUUCACUAUACUUAAAAUGAUUCCUCUGUCUUAACCUUUGAGAAAUGUAUUCCCUCUUACUGGAUGUUAAUGUGUGGUUUGUAUAUAAGGCAUGAAUAUAUAUACAAAGUCCAGGCUAUCUGAAAAACUGUAUUCCCUCAUACGAACCUUCCCAGGUUCUGAGAUCUUUAGGUGAGGCCCUUCUCUUGGUCCUGCCACCCUCACAGUUAUGUUUGGUGGGGAUGCGAGAGAGGGCCUUUGGAAAUCCCUCCCUGCAGAAGUUAUUAUGCCUCCCUCCAUGUUGUCCUUCCACUGGCAAGUGAAUACCUUCUUAUUCCAACAGGCUUUGGGGAACUGUCGGCUUUUAUGAAAGGGCAGGUGCUGUUUUUAUUAUAAUUAGCUAUAUGUUUUUAAUAGAUCUCUGAUAGAUGGAUGGGUAGAUAGAUAUUUAAUUUCAUUAAUGUUUAAUUGGUUUUAAUUAUUGUAUUUUUUUCUAUGCUUUUGGCUAUUCUUAUUUUGUCCGUAAGCCGCCUUGAGUCCCUGUCAGGGAAACAGGCAGGGUAUGAAUACAUUUAUUAUUAUUAUACCCCACAGCGUGAAAGAAUCCACUGCUACUCCUUAUGUUCCCAGUAUGAUAUCAGAUACUAGAACAUCUUCAGGCAAUCUACAGACAUCUUAAAGAGGGGACCAUCACAUCUCACUCAUACAACAUUGCAGAUUGGCAUCCUGGUCUUCAGGAGCAAAGUCUAGUUUUGAAUUGCACAGCACCCUUACUGAAUUUUUGCAAGAAAUACAUAAUGAACUCCAUUCCUAACAUAUUUUGUAUAUAAAGUCUUGUGCUUUUAUUAUACUUCUCAGCUUUUCCUACCUACCAACUGCAGCAAUUCUUCUCAUAUAGGAUUGCAUUAUGUCUACCCUCUUACAGCAAUCUCUUUUGCUUCGUCUUUAAUAUAUGUUUGAUACUCUGUGGUGUGGUUCAGUAUCAGCAAGAUACUGAACACACCCAAGUCCAAAAUAGCAAGUGCUCCCUUUUCUGCAUCCUAAAAACCCAUGCAAGCGGAGAAGCUGUGUGUUCUCUCUUGUGCCAUCUAGUGGCAAUAAAGAAAAAUAGCCUUUUGUGCUUUGGGAAAAACAUGUUGUUAGCUGCUAAGGAACUCCUACGUGGCAUCUCAGAGGAACUUUCCCUUCAUUAGUACAUAUGAAAACAAGACAUCCAUGUGGGAAUUGUCAUGAGAUCUUUCGCUUUAGUACCUGCCAGGACAGCUGCGCAAGGGGAAAUCGUAUCCCAUUCCCUAAAAUGUCCAUCAACUCACCUUCGUCAGUCAUAUCCUUUUCUACACAGACAUAAGAAAUCUAUAUUUUGGAAAGCUGAUAAAUUGCAAUGGAAAGGUGCUUCCAGACAUUGGGGGUGGGGUGUUAAUCUAGGAAGCAUUCUAAUUUUCUGGCUUUAGCAGGCUGUACAUCUGUAUUCUUGCUCUGUCAAGCUCUUGUGGUAGGCAACACAGGUUUUCCAGAUAGUCUUAACAUUACAGUUUGCAGCUGUGAGAAACCAGUACAAGUGCUAAUAAAUGUUUUCUAUUGCAAAGUGGUCCCAGUCAAUAAACCUGCUGUUAUGUUUUGAACUAAUUGCAGUUUUUAAACGACCUUCAAGUGCAGUCCCCAGUACAGCACAUUGCAGUAGUUUAAAAAAAGACUGUGCCAAAAUCAAGAACAACUAUCUCUGGCUUAUCUUUGUGUCACUGAGACCACUUGGGCCACUAUGGAUAAGACUAAAUCUAAUAGCAUCCCCAGACUACAGGCCUGAUUCUUAAGGGGGAGUGCAACCGCAUCCAGAACAGGCAACAUAGCAUCUCCCAUGGCAGACAGACUAGAAUACUGUACAUACCACACCCCAAAUUUAUGGGUGACUUCCCUCAGAUGUUAACAGCAUGGGGACAGAAUGAAACCUGGCAGAACACCAGAGACAGAGCUGCAGUCCCCAGCACCACCUUCUGAAAUACUAUGGAAAAAAGUCCCCCCAAUCUUGACUUCAGACAGCCUUUCCAGAAACAUACCAUGAUUGAUUAUAUUGAUAGCUGCUGAGAGGCCCAGGAAAAUUGACAGGGUUUUGCAGUAUCCCAACCCUACACCCUGAGUUCGUUCCUCAGGACAACCAAUGCUAUUUCAAUGACAAAACCAGGUCAGAAAAAGGAUUCGGGUGGGUCCAAAGAAUUUGUGUCAUCCAAGAAUGUCUGCAGUUGCACUUAAGCAGCUUUCCCCUAAUGGGAAUGUUUGUGACCAGCUAACAGAGGGGGGGAAAGUCUUGUGGACACAAAGGAGCCUUCUUAGGGAAUGACCAUGUAACCAUUGUCUUCAAGGUAAUCAGGAUUGCACACACACCCCUCUUUUCAUGGAACAUUUAUAACUUCCUGGAGCCAACUGGUCAAACACUCUCCUGCUUGAUAUAGUAAGCAAGAUGGUCGUACCAAACAGGUAAUUGGCUCUGGUCCUUGUCUCAGCAAUUGAAAGUCAUUUCAUAAAAAAGGAAUAGAUGGCACUCUGGAUGUAUUCAUUGCAGAUCCACAAGAAUGCAGAGUGCAGGUUGCCACAGAUGCAAGCAAUUUUAUCCUCAGAGUACUUAGUAGAUGAGUGAUAACAGACAUCCAAGGACUUAUCCCAUCAACUUAUGUCCCAGUACCUCUGUUUUCUCCCUCUCCUGCAUGCUUUAGACUCACACAGUGUCAUUUUGAAACACCAGCUGUAUUUACUUGGCUUUUUGUGUCUGUAAGUUUGAGUGUUGCAUAUAUCUGAGUAGACACUGAAAAGGACAAAGAGAUAUUAGUUGGGGACUUUUGGCCUGUGAAUCUAAUUAGGCCUGCCAGACCAUUUUGGCCAAGCCAUGCCCAUCUGCCCAGCACCUGAUGUCAUAUAUAUCGCAUCAGGUGUGGGGCAGAUAAAAACACAAUGGGGGUUUGCAAGGCACAUUGAAGCCCCAGCUGUUAGGUGGUUGUUGGGGCUUCAAAUCACCACCUAGGGAUCUCUACAAGCAUCGACAAUCAACUGGUUGUGGGUGCCUGAAGUGCACAGCCAACAAUCAGCUGAUUGUUGGGAAUCCAAAGCACAUCUCUUACAAACAGCAGGGAUUGGCUGCACUAGGGAAGUCCCCAUUGGGAAAUCCAUAGUGCAGCUGAGGAGGCUAGAGGAAACAGUGUGGAUUCAAAAUGCUGGCGGAAGCACUAAAAAAUGAGGAUUUAUCCCUCUGCAAAGAAAGUGGUUUGGAUUCAGAGUCCUUCAUCCAGCUCUUUGAAUCCAAUUAUUUCUUCUGGAGAGAGAGAAAUGUUCAGCUUUGAAUCUUUCUCUUUCUCUCUCCAGAGGAAACAGCUUGAUAAACUUAGGGCUAACAUGCUAAUUCCUACAUGCUUCCCAUGUAGGAAUUUUGUAGUGUUUGAAGUGCCCUGCAAUAGUCAUGAAAAGCAUUUGACAGUUACACUUCUGGAAUGACAACUCUCCAGAAUAGGCUUGCAUAUAUGUCAGCCAUGAGUUGUAUUUGGAUUUUUAAGGUGUUUUCUUGCCUGACUUGAAGAUACUGCCUCAGUGUGUGAACUGAUCAUGAUGCUCUUGGGCAAAUUCUACUGAUGAAAUGAGUGCUGUUUACAUUUUUGAUGCAGCAUAACGUCUUAAUAUAUUCCUCCCUUGUCAGUCUUUGGGAGGUGUUCCUCAGUGCAACUGGAGGAUUGCCUAAAGCAAUGAUAUCAAAGUUUUGCCAUUAUUUCUCCAUGUCUACUCUGCACACCUCUCUGCAUAUCCAAUAUUCCAUGCUGUAGAAUAACCUUUUCUGCAGGAGAAUUUCCCCAGCAGGUAGACUUGGACAUUUCCAUUUGAUUAACGUUCCAACAAUGAAUAUUUUAAAAGGCUGGACUUGGAUUACAGCCUUGGUGUGUGCACAUACACAGUCAUUUACAGAUGCACUCUCAGUGCAUCUCCCUGUACACAGUGCUAAUAUCUUCAGUUUCUUGAUUAACAGGCUGGGGCCCAGGUUGACAAAAAGCCCUCAUUCCCUGAACACCCUCUCUCCAACCCACCUAGCAAAAGAUGGAGUCCUCCUGGGUGCCAAAAAAUAGCUGAAGGCUGUAUUCUGUAUUACAUAACGGUUGCUUUAAUUUUGGCAUUUUCCUAGAACACUAGCACUAAUUGCAGCAUCAGUAAGAACACAAUAGUUGGUUAGACGAAGGGUCCCUCUAGAAGAGUUUUUGGAUUUGAUAUCCCGCUUUAUCACUACCUGAAGGAGUCUCAAAGCGGCUAACAUUCUCCUUUCUCUUCCUCCCCCACAACAAACACUCUGUGAGGUGAGUGGGGCUGAGAGACUUCAGAGAAGUGUGACUAGCCCAAGGUCACCCAGCAGCUGCAUGUGGAGGAGCGGAGAUGCGAACCCAGUUCACCAGAUUACGAGUCUACCGCUCUUAACCACUACACCACCCUGGCUCUCUCUGUUAGAUGCUUCUAGGAGACCCGCCUACAGCCUCCCCCAUUGCUUCCUCCCUCUGCCCCCAGGAACUGGUAUUCAGAGGUUCCAUUUAUUUACCAUGACUGAUAGCUGUUGAUAGCCUUAUCCUCCGUAAACCUGUCUAAUCCUCUUUUAAAGUCAUCACAACAUCUUGCGGCAACAAAUUCCAUAAGCUCAUUAUAUGCUGUUUGAAAAAGUACUUUCUUUUGUCUGUCCUGAAUCUUAUCACCAAUUAAUGUAAAUAGUGACCCUGAAUUCUAGUUGGAAGGUUUUUAGUUGGUUGGUUUUUAGUUAUUCUCUCUAGACUAUUCAAAAUGUUUUUCUCCAGUACAACUUCUACAAUAUCCCUUUUGUUCACCUGUAAAAGCCUCAACUGCUUUAACCUUUCAUGGUAGGGAAGGUGCUAUACACUCAUCAUUGUGUGCCCUCUUUCAGCAUUUGCUCCAGCUCUACAAUAUUCUUUACAUAUUCAAAUACGGUUGUAUUACAGCUUUGUACCAAACCAUUACAAUACUGACCACAUUAUUAUUUAGAAUCUUGUAAACAACCCUUUAUAUGAAAUUUGUUUUUAUCACUGAUGCCUCACAAUGAAGUGAUGUUUUCCACCCGGCAUAUAGGUGGGUGGAAUUUUUUCUCUCAGUGUUUAUCACUUUUCCAUUUUCAGUUAACGUAACUUGCCAUUUUGUUUUGCCUAUUCACUCAGUUUGCGGACAUCCUUCAGGACAGGAGUAGGGACUCUGUCAAGAGUUCAACCGUGAGGGAGAGGUCAGCUUGGCCAGCACACUCCCCGCAGGAAAUGCACUAGGGAAGCACCACCCAGCAGGACUGAACUCUCUGCUCAUCAGCUGAUGAGAGGGGUGUUAAAUCCUGCUGUUUUGACUGUAUACCAGUUCCCUGUGGGGACCUGGUGGGCACAGCCAAUGCAGAAUUCAACCUCGCCCAUCAGCUGAUUGGCAGGUGGAAGUGCUUUGGGGGAAACUGGAGGUCAAAUUGGACCCCCUAGUAGGCCAAGAUUGGCCUGUGGGCUAUAGGAUCCCUUUCCCUGCUUAAGGAGCUCUUCUCAUUCUACCUCAAGCCCCAUUCUGAUUGAUAUCAUCCAAAAACUUGGCCACCUUACGACUUACUCCUUGACCUGAUGUAAAUAAGUUAAAUUGCAUUGGUUUCUAUACAUAUCCUUGAGGGACUCCACUGCUUACUUCUGUCUAUUGUGAAUACUGUCAAUUUGUUUAUUCCUGUCUUAUGAUGCCUCUUCUUUAACCAAUUAUCAUGAGAGGACCCUGAACAAAGGUUAGACUAAUAGAUUUGUAAUUUCCUGAUUUUCUGCCAGCUUUAAAAAGUUGAUACAGGAUUAUUUUAAGGAAAUUGAGUUUUAAUGACAAAGGUCAUAUUUUAAUUGGAUGAUCAACGAUUUCAUAUUGGGUGUGUGGCAUCUGGUGACUUUUUUGUGGUCAAUUAGCCAUAGACCUUCAUCUCUUGCCAUCUCUAAUGAAUACUAGUUCCUGUAUCUUCCACAGUGAAUUCAUCCAGCUUCUCAGUAAUCUUCCUAUUCUCAUUCAGCAAUUCUUUCACACCACUUUUGUCUUAACAGUCUGACAGCUCCCCAGGCUAGUUUCCUCAUUCUAAAGGAUCAAAAUAAAGCUGUAUAGUUUUGAACAAUAUCUCCCUCAAAUUUUAUUCACUUGGUUUAUUGUCAUUUUACAUUUGUUUUACCAGAGUUUAAGCUCUUUUUGUUUUCCCAAUUUGGACAAGGCAUCCAUUUUCUAAAAGAAAGCUUCUUCCUUUUACUGUUUCCUUGAAGUCUGCUCAUUAACUAGGUGGGCAUCUUCCUGGCUUUGUUUAUUCCUUUCUAAUCUGCUGUAUAGAUUUUAUCUGAGCUUCUAGUACAGUAUGUUUCAUUAGCUUCCAAGUGUUCUGAAGACAUCUGACUCUCCCUUUCAAGUUCCUUUUAACUAAUCCCCUCAUUUAUUAGGUUUCUUCCGUCAAUAACAUUAUGAUUGGCAUUCUGGUAUUCUGACACUAUUCUCAUCUUGCUUUUGCCUUCAGGCUUUACACUUGGGACUUCAAGUACUGCAGGAUAGUUAUUUAUUGUUUGAUGAACAGCUUGUGUUUGUUAGCUGACAGAAUAAAAGAUUAGUACCUCUCUGUGUAUCAGCUACUAGCUGAGGAUGCAUAGUGGUAGUGAUGUGUAAAAUGUUCAUGAUCUUCAAUAUUUUCAUGCAAAAACCGUCAUUUCAAAGGGUCCACAACUUCCCCUUUAUUUCCAUUUCAAGAUUAUUUUCAUGCUUCUUCCACAGCUCUCCCCCACCACCUCCACUUCAGCUCAGCACUACAUGAUGUACUUUAAUAGGUUAGACACACAUGAGAGAUGACACAUUUUACAAAUGAUGCAGACUCAAACUCUUGGCAGAUUCAUUUGACUCCUCCACGCUGUCAUUUAUCCUGGGUCACUACUGAAAUUCUGUUGAUUUCACCAGCACUAGACCUACCUCUACAGUAUAAACACUUCUGAUUGACAUAUGCACUGAGAAUGUGUGGAACUCACCUAGGUAUAGUCUGCUACUGUUUAGGGCACUACAAAUUGUAUGCAGUAAAAAAGGGAGAAAUUUCCUCAUUCUUCAGCGUGUGGCUUCAAAGCUGCAGCCUGCUUUAUGUGCUGUUCAGUUCUUCUUGGAGCUGCUACUGCAGGAUCUGCCGCAGUUGUCUCUCCUUCUCUAUUGACAUCCUGCAGCUGAGGAGUGAGAGAAAUCCCUGAAAAUCAGCUGCUUUGACAGGCCAAGAUAGCAAUGACACUUAGGUCCAAGAGUGUUCCUUGUCAGCUCUAGAAUCUGGAAGAACCAGCUGAUACCCACUGAUACUUGCUGCCCAAAUUUCAGCGGCAGAAAUCUCCCUUCUGCAAUUGCUGCUGGAGCUGUUGCAUGGCUUUUAAAAGACAAUUACCUAAGAUGAUGUAGGAAUCCAAAUGCUGCUUGUCGUGAGCCCUGUUGCUGCAAAAUGGACUGUUGAGACAUGUCCUCCCGAUGCAGGAGUGCAAGGGAGAAGGCUAAAUAUGGCUGCAUUAUAAGUGCACUGUAAGUAUCACAAGCUACCAAUGCAUUGAAUAGGUGUGAGGCAGAGAGCAGUGGAACUAUGUAAGCCUCUCUUCCUUUCUCACACUUUUUCCUUUCCUUCUCAUUCUCUGUAUCCCUUGUUUCCUCUCUGCUCCCUUUCUCUAAAAGUGCAAUACUUCUAGAUGGUUCAGGAUAUAAAGGAAUCACAGGUUAAUACCUGCCUUGAAAAUCUCAAAACAUAGCAAGGCCACAUUAGCCUGAUAUAUACUGAAACUUUAUGAAGAUCGAGUUAUGUCUGGUGCCUGUACAAAGAUUUUUGGGAGAUCAACAGGUUGGUGAUAUCCCAGAAAAAUGAAAGUGAGGAUCUAUCUACUCUUUUGUUGUUUAAAGUUAAGCCUGCUACAUCAAAAGGCUUGCAUCACAUAUCUUAUCAUUUAUCUUUCUGUUUUCCCCCUGCAAUGAAGGGUGACUGCUGAAAGCAAUAGAGAAGCAAGAAAGUGUGCUUUUGCGAAACUGCACCAUUCCUCCAGGGCACAAGUCACCAACCUUUUUGGACUAGUGGGCACAUUAUGAAAUUUCAGAGAGUUCCAGGUCUCAAAAUGACUGCCAUGAAGGCAGGGGUGGCAUAACACAAAAUUAGAUGCCCACCACUGACAACCUUAUUCUUGCCAUGGAAAGUCAGCUAUGUUCUGCUGGUCCUGAUUAUGGAGAUCCAACACUGAUAGAUGCUGUUGCUCUCUAAUAACAACAGGGAGCAUUCCCCAGGAAAAAGCAAAAAUAUACUAGGUAGCCACUCUCAUUUUACAGAAAUCACUUAGAAGGGACCUGCAAAUGUUACCCCAUAACUUUCUUUCUAAGAAGGCUAGAGACACUUGCCCAGGGACACCACUGGUGACCUAGGGCUAGCAGGCCCUGUGUGGGAAAGCAGCUCUCAUGAGAAACAAAAACUGGCUGCUAUGAAAAUACUCAUGAAAUGAUCUCUGACUGCCCAAAAGCUAAUUGUUAAUAUUUCUGCUCAUCAGAAUGUCUUCAUGUCAGACAGAUGACAUUUUGCCUGCAAGGCAUCCUUGCCCUCUCUGCUUGGCCCAAUGGAAACCUGCAGGCUGCAUGGCCCUUAGAGACCAAUCAGAGAUACUGAUGGAAUAGCUGUUAUCCCCUCCUCCAAGAUCUACAUGAUAGCUGUCUCUUUCUAGGGCCCUACUGAUCCUGUAUAGUCAUUUCAAAAUAUGUUACUUGCAUGACCUCAGAUACUCUAACACUGCAAAACGUUGUUCUCUAGCAUUGUUAGGGUCUCAUAUUUCCACUGGUUAUGUAAGAUCUGCCAAGGUGGCAAGACCUUUGGGGAGAUUUCCUUCCACCUGGAUUUUACAUACUGUUUGGCUUGGGCUUCCACAAAAGCAAGACCAAAAAAUAAUAAUAAUCACAGGAUCAUCUGAACUUCAAAGACAGUGGAUUUACACCUUCAGACUAAAUAAGAGUGCCUUUCCCAGACAGACAAAUUUUGCAUUAUUAGAAACUUGCUUUGCCUGCAAAAGCAGAAAUCUUCCCAAGAUAAUCUAAGCAGAGAUUUUUAUUUUAACUUUUUUAUUAUUAUUUUUUAAAUCUGUGAACCAGACUGAGUUGAUUUUUGUUCUGGCUCAUUAGAGAAAAAUAUUCAAGCUGAUUCCUGCUUCUUUCAGAACUCAUUUCCUCAAUGUCAGUAGCUGUGGUGAUUCAUAUAGUAUAAUGUUGCCAUUAACAUCAUUAUUCAACUUAGCCUUUCCAAUAUUAAGAAGCAGUCCCCCACACACCUGCCCCAAAUCAUGAGAAUUUGUAUACAGUAUAUUUUAGUUGUACAUUUUAGUUUUGAAGAUAACCACCCAAAGGCUUCCUGAAUUGAACAUUCUCAGUGGGUGUUUUUUGGGGGGAGGGGGUAAAAGAAUGAGGCACCUCUACUCAUAUAAUGAUAAAAGUGUUGUGGGUGCCAGCACAAAAUGGCUGCCAUGUGCUGCAAAUGAAUAAAAUAAAAACAAGUGCUGGUACUCUAUAUCCAGUGAGUACUUUAGCAGAAAGAGCCAUGGACAUGCUAAUCUAGGGCGUUGCAAAAUUUCAAAACCUCCAUAGAAAUACAAUUUCGUUAACCUAAUUUAAUUUAAUAUAAUGGAGAGGGUGAAGCAUCAUUAAGCAGAAUCAUUACCAUAUUGGCCCGAAUAUAAGCUGCACCCAAACAGUGGUGUCGCAAGCUGGGGGCAGGGGGGGCGGUGCGCCCUGUGUCCCAUGUCUGGGGGGGUGACAAGACACCCCCAGGUGUCUUGGCACCCUGUGGGGUGCUUGCCCUGCUGCCCCGGCCCGGGCCUGUCAGCACGAGCAGCCAUCGCGCCGCCACAGGCAAAUGUGGAGGAUCCUCUGCUCAUGGCUGCAGCUGCGGGCAGAGGAUCCCACCACCGUCCAUACAGCUCUCUGGUGGCAGCGGCGGCAAACCGCUUCAUACAACGCAUGCACUGUGUCACAUGCAUGCGCUGUGCAUACUGACGCCACACAUGCGCUGUACAUAGCGGUUUGUCACUGGCGCCGCUGGAGCGCCGUACGGACACGGUGAGAUCCCUCCGCCGCCAGUAGGAGUCGCUCACAGCAAGCUGGGGGGCUCCCUCCCAGCCUCCCUCGCUCCCCGGCUCGCCAUAAGUGGCUACUGCUUUGCUGCUUUACAGCGAGCCGGGGAGAGAGGGAGGGGGACGGAUGGGAGCCGUGGCUCCUGAGAGGACAAGCUGCGCAGCUUUGCCAGCACCCUGGCAAAGCAGCAUAGCUCCCCCCCUUCCCCCGAUGGCUUGGGGUACCUGGGAGUCGCGGGGGUGGGGACGCAGAAGCAUAGGGAGCGGGGGCAGACCACCCCAGGUUUCAUCACUGAGGGGAUGACAUUUGGUGCCUGCCCGCGACUCCCAAGCCUACCACAGCUGUCAAUGUGGGGGGGGGUGACAAAAAAAAUUCCAUACUGGGUACCACCUGGGCUUGCUACGCCUUUGUACCCGAAUAUAAGUCACUCCCUUAAAAUUCCACAGGUACUCACACCCAUUCCAUUUUACCAUAUGUCUGUUUCAGCAACGAUAUCGUAAAAGCCAGCUUUUGUAAGGUUGUGAAUUUAAGCCACACUUUAACUUUUCAUGGUUGGAAUUUAAAAGAAAAUAAAACUGUGGCUUGUAUUUGGGCCAAUAUGGUACAUAGAAUCAUUGAGGAUUCUGUGUCAGAGACGGGCAGGAGCAUGACGGCUGGGGGAAUGUGUGGGAAGAGGAGACAGGUGGUGGCAUAGUUGUCAACUUUCCCCUUUAUUUAAGAGAAAUUCCCUUAUUCCAAAUAGGAUUCCUCGCAAGAAAAGGGAAAAGUUGACAGCUAUGGGUGGUGGUGGGGAGGACCCCUCAGAAGGGGCCAGUGAUUUGUGAGGUUCUGAGGAGAUUGAGGGGAGUCAGGAGGAAGAAACUGGGGAGUCAGAAACAGGGAAAGGAGGAAGGAAAAGCUGGAAGAGGUCUCGGAAGCUGACCUUUGAGAUCCCUUCUCUCCCCACCUCCGCUGUAUCUCUGCUCAAGGAGAGGCUUGAAGUGAGGGGAGCAACUGGUGCUUCCGCACACCACAUCAGACAAGGGGUGGGAGCUAAGAAAACAGGAAGGGGCACCAUUCUGCAGAGGUAGAUUUCCUAGGCAGCUAGUUAGUAGGAAGGGGCGUGUAUAUCUCUUGCACCUUAGCAGCUGAUGUAACCAAGUGCUUUGCGAAUAAAGGACUAUAAUUCCUGUCGCUUGUCCUCAUUGGUCUGGCUGCAUGUGGCAUCCUUGUGACUCAAGUGCUUCUGAGUCCUGGUGAGUUUUAACAACCAUUAAUGUGCAAGGUUACACUUUGUCUCCAUCACAAGAUUAGAGCCAGUGUGAUGCUGGUCCAGGGGGGAGGUUACCGUGGGGCGAGGUCCAGGACCUGAGUUGAGGGUCGCCAGACAGUCCUCCUCGGGCAAAGCAGGGUCCACAGCGAGGAGCCGGGCAAGGACAGGAACUCUGGGGGAACAGGACUGGAUGCUGGCCGAAACAGCUCAUCAACGACGUUGCUCCCGCAACCUGGGACCGGGCUGACUGGCCUUUAUCUUCUCUGAGGCCAGGGGCGGUCCCGGCCCCCAGGAGACCCGCCUCUCCUGGCCUUAAGGCGAGCACUCCUCCUGGGAGAAACCAGUUCCCUUCGCCUCUCUGCCCUGAGCCUCUGCAGUUCAGGAGAGGCUGAAGGGUUACUGGACCCAGGGGGAGACUCACCUGUAGGCACUGAGUCCUCAACCACCUCUGGAGCCAGAGUGGAUUCACCUGGUGCCUGCUCCUGAGGAUCCGGCACAGGUGCAGGCGCUUCAGAAUCAAGGCCCUGCCCCAGUUCAGCCAGCCCUGGAGGCGGGGACUCCCGUGCAGGCUGGGACUCCUCCGGUUCAGCCUCUGAAUCGGAUUCCUAGGCCAUCACAUGUAGUAUUUAAAAGUGUGGGACUAGGACCUGGGAGACCAGCGUUCAGUUAUCCACUCGGCAAAGCUCACUUGGGCCAGUCACUCUCAGCCUCACCUACCUCAAAGAGGGAUGGGGGGGUUAAAUGAAGGGGGGAAUAAUCUAUGCCACUUAGAGCUUGAAAAGGGUGCGGUAAAAUAUGAGAUAUAUGUAAUGGGCCUGUCUUAGAAGAUAGGAACCCCAGAAGUGUGGGCCACUGUUGAGUAAUACACCCACCUGGUAACUAAAAAUGGAAAUGUGUUCUUUCACACACAUGGUUACCUGCUAUCUAAAUUAAGCUUUCCAUUACCUUCUAGAUUUCAACCCUGCAGUCAAACACCCUCAUUCGGAAAGUGAAACGGACACUGCCUAGCCCCCCACCAGAAGAAGCUCAUCUCCCUCUGGCCAGCCAAGCUCACUCACAGAUGUACAUGCCGGGCCUCAUGCAGAAGGGAGUGGCAGGGCCAGCCAUUCAGGUGACGAAGGCCAGCCUCCUCAAAGACAUUGACCGCGACUUGAAGCUAGUGGAGCACGAGUCCACAAAGCUGCGGAAGAAACAGGCUGAGCUUGAUGAAGAAGAAAAGGAGAUUGAUGCCAAACUGAAGUACUUGGAACUGGGGAUUACGCAGAGAAAAGAGUCUUUGCUGAAGGACCGGAACGUCCGUGACUAUCCCUACCUGAGAUGCUUGGGGGAAAACAGGGAUUAUAUGUCUGACAGCGAGCUCAACAACCUAAGACUCUCUGGCUAUGAGAGUCUGACAAGGCCUAGUACUGCCCCUUCCAAUCAGUACCCUGACUUUUCCAGUGCACAGUACACAUCAGCCUCCUCUUACACCCCAUAUCAGUACUCCUCAGGACAAGCUGCCCCACCAGCCCCAGCCGCAUUCCAGCAAGCAAGGUUUCAGCCUCCACACUACCCCUCAGCAAGCAAUGUCCCUGCGCAGAAUGGAUUCCAAGCAAGCCAGAUGCCGGCCUACCCUUCCCAAACGACAUACCAGAGUCACAGCUUUACUCCAAGCACCGGGUAUCAGUCUGAACAGGUUCUGCAAAGUCACCAAGGCUUCCGGCCACCUUACCAAGCACAGACCACGUAUCCCAGUCAGACACCUCUGCAGCCAGCACAGAGCGCUCUUUUCCAGACCCACGCGGACACACACACCACCUCCCAGAAACCGCGGCAGACAUCGCUAGCUGACCUCGAGCAGAAGAUGCCCACUAAUUAUGAAGUAAUAGGCAACCCCACUGUGGUCAUCUCAGCCGCAACUCCAGAAGUGACAUACAGCACCACAACUGUGACCAGCAGCUACGACCAGUACAAGCCGCCAGAAGGAAGGCUGGUGGAUAGGAGCGGUGUAGCUCAAAGUCCCUCGACCAGCUAUUCCUCUGACUCCCUCUACACCAACCUGGAGCAGAACAUUCCUCGGAACUAUGUAAUGAUUGAUGACAUCAGUGAACUAACCAAAGAGAGCACCUCAGCAGAGGGCCAAAAAGGAGAUUCGCAGUUGCAGAGCAGUAAUGGGCGAUAUAUGAAAGAAAAGAGUGACUUCACAGACACAGAUGUCUCCAGCAGGCCUUGUUGCUACCCAAAGGGAGAAGAGUCAGAGGAGGACAUGUAUGAUCACCACGGCCCUGACCAUCGUGGGAGAGGCUACCAUAGGGGCCCAGAGAGCAAUGGGAGGAUGUCGGGUAGCUCUGGCUCCUACUACUAUGGGGACAGUGAUUACAGGCACUCCACUCGCCCAGACAAGCCCGGGUCCACCAUGGGAGUGCAGAAGCACUCUUCCAAAAACUUGGCCCCAGCUGUCAUCUCUUCCAAACGCAGCAAGCAUCGGAAACAAGGUAUGGAACAGAAGAUCUCAAAAUUCUCCCCUAUAGAAGAAGCGAGAGAUGUGGAAUCAGACCUGGCCUCUUACCCAGCAACCACGUCAGUCAGCAGCAGCAGUGUGGCAUCCAGAGCAAAGAAGAUGCAAGACGACAUCACAUACGGCCUCAAAAAGAAUGUAUAUGAACAGCAGAAGUACUAUGGUGGGUCUGCCAGGGAUACGAUGGAAGAAGAUGACAGGGCAUACAGUGGCGGGCGAUCCAGAUCGUCCAGCUAUGUGUCGGAGAGAAUGUCGAGCCGCGAGAUCAGGAGCAGGUCCUACGAGAGAGAGAGCAUGGAGAGGCCUCAGAGAGGCAGUUCCAAACCUUCUUCCCUUAGCAUGAGUCAAAGUCGCGGGCGACCUCCAAUUCGCACACAAACCUCAGAAGAAGAGAGCCCCAUCAGUCCUUUGGGGAAGUCCAUGGGCGUAUCGCGGUCCUCGGGUGGGCCUCUCCCUCAGUCUGCUGGGGACAGCUGCUCUCAGUUCUGCUCCAGUCACUCAUUGCCUGAUGUACAAGAACAUAUCAAAGAUGUGCCAAGAACCCACUCUUACAAGCAUGAAGAAGGUUACAUCAUGGAUGAUUCACACUGUGUUGUUUCAGACAGUGAAGGUAAUGGCUACCUGUGGUAACUUAACCCCAGAGCAUGCCCAAGCGGGUCAUAUUUGCAAGGACAAUACCACAGCCUCCGUUUCCUUGCCAGGUGCCUUUCUCCCGCAUUUUGCUUUCUGUUUUGGUGGUUCUGUGUUAGCAUGCUGCACUCUGCAUGUCCUACUGGUGCUCUGCUCACUGCUUGUUCAGUGUGAUACUGUGCUAUGAUUCCUAUUUAUUUAUAGAUAUCUAUUUCCCAAGCGGCUACUGUGGCAUAUCCUGUGUGCAUGCGAUCGGUUCCUUGCUUUCUUUUAAUCCAUUGCAUGGCUUCAUCCUGGGGUACAUUCCCAACUGUGGAUGAGGGGAUUGACUGUGAUUUGUUUUUGGUUUCUGAAGCCUAUCACUUGGGUCAGGAGGAGACAGACUGGUUUGAUAAGCCGAGGGAACCUCGUUCGGAGAGGAUGAGGCAUUAUGGUGGCCACUCCUCAUCCUCCCAAAGGAGGGGUCCAGUUAAGCACACCUAUCAUGACUAUGACGAGCCCCCGGAUGAAGACAUGUGGCAUCACGAUGACUACUCUCACCCGCGACACUCCUCUUCCAAAGAACACAGGCACCAUGGAGACUACGGGAGGCAUUCGUCCUCCUCCCGGCACUCCACCGAUGACCUGCCAAAGAGGUCAUCCAGGCAACAUCCAAGAGAUGCUGGCCGCCACGAGUCACGCGGACAUGGGCCUCCCUCUUCCCAGAAGAAGGCUCAGCAGGCCGAUAUAAGAGCGCAGCCAGGUUAUCCUUCCAGCUCCUCAGAGUACUCCCAGCAGUCUCGGCAGCCGUCGGGCUACCAUCAUACCUCAGAGUCCCAAAAAUCGCAGAGGCAGGUGCAACAUGGGCCGCCAUCUCAGCAGCCAAAAUCGGAGCCUCUUUCGCACCAACAGCAGCAGCAAGUGAGGCAGCAGCAAGUUGGGCAGCAGCAGCAGCAGCCGUCAUCCAGGCAGCAGCAGCCGUCGAGCAGACAGCAGCAGCAGCAGCAGCAGCAAGCAGCUCCCUCGCAACAACCUUCUCAGCAACAGCAACAGCAAGCUAGGGUGCAGCAGCAGCAGCAGCAGCCGCCACCGCCAGCAGGAACCCAAGCCCAGCCCUCCUCACGGCCAGCCCAACAACAGCCUGGCCAAGCCCAGCCAGCAGGCAAACCCCAAUCUGCCCUCCAAGCACAACCUGGCACUCACCCAGCGGGACCAGUAAGUACCUACGUGCCUUUGCUCGGGGUCAGUUAUACAGUAGGUCCUUCAGAGCUGACCACAACUUGUUUUGCCCCACGUCGGGUGAGAGGGCUGGGCUAAGUGAUGGCCUGUUCUGUAGUACAGGAGUCGCGCUGGGAUUGCCUCACCUUAGAAUGUCAAAGCAAGGAAAUGUGCAUUUGUGGACUGACUAGGUCGCUGUGGAGAAUGGAGUCUUCCCAGCAGAGUAGUGGUUCAUGGAACUAACAAUAGGCUGCAGUAAGUUACAGAGGGGGCAGUUCGGACACAGACAAAGAAGAGGGGAGGGGAGAGGAAAGGAAAGGAAAGGAAAGGAAAGGAAAGGAAAGGAAUGCACUUAAGGGAAUGGCCUUUGUAUAGGAGCUUUAUAUGUAGCUUUCUUGAUGGAGAUCACAGGCAGUACCUCAGGAAUCCUAGCGGGUGGGGAGUAUCUGGUGGAGAAUAGGGUGGGUGGAUAAGGAUUGCUGUGAGACAGCCAGGAUGACCUGGCAAUUAAACUCUAGGAAGAAGGCUAAGAGAAAGACCCCAGGAGAUGGGCUUCAUUUUACCAUUAUUCAUUCUCAUUUGCGUUAAAUAAAUACAUAAAUCACUGUUUGCUAUAUUACAGUCUAAAGCAGAACAGAUGGAUGCAUCCAAACCUACCACAAAAGUGCCACAGGUGGGGAAAGCACCCCAAACACAGCCACUGGGAGCAGCAACAGGAGGUCAGUAGCUCCUUUCCAGCACCUGCAAUUGUAUGUGUUUUCCUUAAAAAGGGAGGCAGCACUAGUAGUUCAGUAGGCUCAGAUCUCUCUGAGGAACGAUUAGAUUGAAGUCAAAGGGAGUUCCAAGACCAUCUACUGUGGAUGGGGGGGAUGCCCUACCUGAGAUUAAGAAGGCAAAUGCUUUAGGUCAUUUAGCCAUGGUUGGCCCCAGAGUGUAGGCCAGUCAGCGUAGAAUUAAUUCACUUGAAACUAGUAUUCUGUAUGUCAUAGAAAAGAUAAACAUAAGUAGAAUGCCCAAAAGCAGCCUCCAGCUUCAUUCCACAUAGGGUACAAUAGGUUCGCUUUGCAUAGCUGUCAAAAAUAAAAGGCUUCCCACUCCUGUCUCAUUAACCAAUUGGGGAAAUGACUGUAAGUUAAGUUCUCUCAUCAUUCAGCUCCAAUUUAAAAUACCUUUUUCACCAAGAAGUUUUAGUCGUUUCUUGUGCCUGUCAUACUGAUAUCUCACCAACACAUUGUGCAUCUUGGUUAACACACUUAGAAAUAGUGUGGCCAUCAUUUUCUGGUGAAGGCGGUUAGACAGAGAUUGGUUAUGGCCUAUGAAUGUGGGGCGGGGGGUAUAUGCAAAUUGCCAGUUGGACCUACCCUUGGUGAUAUGGGAGGAUAUAUAUUUAAAUAAAUGCAUAUAUGCAGCUAAAUAAAUCCAUACAAAUCAAUUUCUUUCUCUCCAACAGGCAUUAAGAUAGGUUCCAAACCAGCAGGUGCUCCCACUUCUGCAGGGGCAGCGACUGGACUGCCAGGAGCUGAGGGAGAGAGCGUCUUCUCCAAAAUCCUGCCAGGAGGGGCAGCAGAACAAGCAGGCAAAUUGACAGAAGGUGAGAGGUUUCAGAGGCAUCUUUCUUGGGUGCCCCAUGUCAAAGCAUGUGGGAUUUGCUCCUGGAGACAGCUCACCUGUCUUCAUGCUUGCACAUGUGGAUUUGUUCAACACUUCUUUCAGGACAAAUGGCAGAACUGCAGGGCAACUGCUAAUUUAGACCACUGGUCCGUCUAGCUCAGUGUUAUCUACACUGACUGGUAGUGGCUCUCUAGGAUUUCAGGCAGGAGUCUCCCUCAGGCCUCUCCGGAGCAGGCAGAAAUCUGAACCUGGGACCUUCUGCACUCACAGCAGAUGCUCCGCUGCUGAGCCACAGCCCUUGUUUUAAUUUACACCUAUGUGAGAAUACAAGAAAUAAGAAGCCAGCAAGAAAAGUAAAAGCUGUGAAGACGAAAUCAAAACAAAGAAAAUGGGGAUUGGGUGGUAGAACACUGAAGGAAAAAGCCACAUUAUCAUAGCAGACCAUCAACACGGCAGGCCAUAAGUGCUCACUUGAUGAUGAGGAUCACUAAGGGCUAAAGCAGAAUUGCCUUAUCCCAGUGGCCAGCAGCAGCUUUCGAUCAGCUCAGGCCAACCCUUCUGUUGGGAGAUCCUUUUUUACUUGAAAUGCCAGGAAGUGAAUUUCCUUCUAUAUGCAAAGCAUGUAGCCAUAGUCCCUUCCUGUGUCACAAACAGAGAUGUGGGGACAGAGGGUGAUAACAGGGCUGGCAAUGUGAAGGCUGAUAAUAUGGAGGAGGGGCUCUUGUGAAAUAGAAGAAGGGCCCUAAAAACUGAAGAUCCAGUGGGAAAGAGGUGAGUGGGGAAAAGAUGCAGCCAGUCUUCGGUACCACAUAUGCUGAUGGCAUUUAUUUCUCUUAUCUUUACUCCCAUAGCUGUGUCAGCUUUUGGCAAGAAAUUCACAUCAUUUUGGUGAGAGAACAUCGCUGGGUGAGUCGCUUUUUGUUGUGGUAAUAAUAAUUUAUUUCUUGUACCCCACACAUCUGACUGGGCAGUUCCAGCCAGUCUGGGUGGCUUCCAACAAAGUAUAUAUACACAACCCCCAAUGACAUUACAGCUGCCAAGCAAAACCCCUGAUACAUUUCAUCUUCUCUGGCCAUUGCCAUUGAAAGAGGUCCUGGCGUAAUUUCCUGUUUCAUAGCUUGGUUCAACUUCUGUUCCUCAGCAGGCGCCUUUCAUUGCUGCAGCACCCUAACAUCAGAGCUAACCUAGUGUUCUGUUAAUCCAAGCGCCCCCUUCAGUUACUCUGACAUUUUUCUUUUUUUUCUGCACAUGUAUAUUUUUCUUUCCUAAUAGCCAUAUCUUUUUCUUAUGUGUGUCUCUCUAUCACCCCGGCAGCAGUUUGGGAGAAUAAAUGGAGAUCUCAUCAUUGCACUGGAAAAACCUAUGAAGAAUCCAUUGGAAUUCAGUCUGCCGCACCAGACUCUGGGUAUAACAGUGAGUGUCACCUCAUUGCCUCCAUUCCUACAUUCUUCUGAGGAUGUGGAUGAGAUCAGAUACUUGGCUUUCAUCAAGGCUCAGUGAUGGCCCCCAAGAUACAAAGCCCAGAGGAGAUAUUUCUUUUACCUAGUCAUAUGAGAUCCUGCUUAGCUUAUGGCAAUUUGCCUGAUAGUUUAGGUAAGCCGUGCCACUUCCAGUCAAGAGUAUAUCCUGUUGCUGCUAAAUGUUUGUUUAAUGUCCACAGCAUGCUACACACUGUACAGACUUAGAGAAAAGAGACAGUCCCCAUUCAGACUUCUUACAGUCUGUAUUAGGUGGAUAUAGCUAGUGGGGGCAGCGGAAGGCAGGGACUGACACGGAGGAGGAAAUGAAGGUGCAAGUCGGUGUGGCUAGGAUGGUUUCAAAGAAUCAUAGAGUUGGAGGGGAUCCUGAGGAUCAUCUAGUCUAACACCCUGCAAUGCAGGAAUAUGCAGCUGGCCCUUACCAGCAUUGGCGUUAUCAGCACCACACUCUUAACCAGGCUUCCUCAACCUUGGCCCUCCAGAUGUUUUUGGCCUACAACUCCCAUGAUCCCUAGCUAGCAGGACCAGUGGUCAGGGAUGAUGGGAAUUGUAGUCUCAAAACAUAUGGAGGUCCGAGGUUGAGGAAGCCUGCUCUUAACCAUCUGAGUUUGGGAAAGGCCUUGUUAAAGGAAUCUCCUUCCUUAGAGGUUUUUAAGCAGAGGUUGGAUGGCCAUCGGUCAUGAUGCUUUAGCUGACAUUCCUGCAUUGGACUAGAUGACGCUCGGGGCCCCUUCCAACUCUACACUACGAUUCUAAAGAAGAAGGGCUUAAAGGAGGCUGAGGCACUAAAUACUCUUAUAUACAGCAGGAAGAUGUUCUAGACACAGAGGACAGCAUGUCUGGGGACAGCCAUGGCAGGGAAAAAGAGAUGAUAAAGCAUGAUGGAGCAAAACAGCAGGUCGCCUGCUACAGCAGAGUUGCAACGCUAAGUUCCUUGCAGCAGUGCCUCUGCUGCUUAACCAGGAGCGAGAGGGACUAGGCAAGAGGGAGGCCAGGAUGGUGUGGGCUCAACAGUGGGGCUAUUCCUUUGCUCCUGCCACGGUAACCAUGCCACACCAGCCUCCCUGCCAUCUCCUCCUUCCCCUUCUUCCUCCUCAUAUUAAGCAGCAGUGAAACACCUGCCAGGAUGUCGCAGCUGCACCCCACUGGGUGAACUCUGAUACUGUGAUAGAGGAAGCAAGAAAAUUAAGGUGUGGGAUAGCACGUAGCUGGCACAAUGUCAUAUAACCUCCCUGCAAACAAAUCAGUAUGGAUGCUCCAUAAAUAACUGGUGUUGUCCCCGCAAACGCUGUGCAAACAAAUCAGGAUGAAUGGCCAAUAAAUAGAUUGUUUGGAACCAACUGUAGAAAUGUGUCCCAUUUGUUUGGUGCUUAACUCUGUUGUCUGUAAUGGUAAGGCAUCAAAAUGGCUUUGCUGUGGCAUAAAAUUUAUUCUAUCAGCCACAGCCUUAAAGACUUAAGCCCCCAGACCAGCAAUCCAGAUGUAAAAUGGAUAACGGGGGGCAUAAGAAGAAGGCAUGAGUGAGGAUAUUUGCUCUUUGCUGCUUAUUUUGACUAAGAAAUACCGCUUCGCUCAGCACAAUAUUGCAGUGACUGUUUUGGGGAAAGCAGCUGUUAUUAGCAGUCCUCUCACUGCAGGCAGCAGACAACAAUCCUUUCUUUUUGCUCUAUCAAUAGAACACAGCAGCUCAUCUGGAAGCGGGAGGGGAAAGAACCUGUUUUGUGCAUUGCUGUGCUAAGUUCCAGGAAAGCCAGUGUGCCAUAUGCAGAACACUCUUACCUUGGGAAGAGUUGAAAUGAGGGGAAGAGGCAGAGAGACCCGUGGCAGCUCCAGAAUGUGGGUAGCAGCACAAGCCUGCAUAGGCCCCAGGGCCACAGCCCUGAGCCACAAGCAGAGAGAGAAUAUUUUUGUCUGGCUGAUUCCAUCCCCUGGGUGUGCUCAGAGCUUUGCCACUUACAGCACUAUCUCCUUUCAUGGCCCUGUCUGUGUUUUUGUCCAUUUUAGAGAGCUCACUGAAAGGACUGCAUGCUUUUUGAUUUGAGGGGGAAAUUGAACUUAUCCCAGCUGAGGUAAGUGGGUAGCUUCUUACACUUGCUGCCUCAGUCUGUACAUUACAGUGUGAGCCAGGUCUGCCCCCGGGUUUGAGUGGAGAGGUGAAAGCAAACAACAAAUCUCUUUGGGGAAAGUGCUGGCUCUUUCAAUCCUCAGUUUUAGACAACCCCAGUAUGAAACAGUUGCAUCUCAGUAAGCGUGGGCAGCUGAUGUCAUUAUGUAAACUGUUCAGGCUCUUUGAUUGGUGGUCUUUUCUGGCUAGUUCUUUGGGUUGCUUUUGUGCUUUGGUUUUGAGAAAUGAGAGAGGCACACUGCAGCCAUAAACAGUACAGUACAGCAGAACUUUCUCAGGUGGUGCUGUGAGUGAAUAUCCAGAGAGGAUCAGGAAAAUUUGUGCCAAACCAUGGCAUGGCAAGAAAUUGUGUUUCUGUGAAUGACCUCUUGUAAAUAUAAUAUUUCUGAUUCUCUCUUUUGUCUCAUCAAGCUUUUGAAACCAUGGAAAACCACUAGGCUGCGAGAUGGAAGGCGGAAGAGAUCUUUAUGGAGACAUUUGCCAGUGGAUCCCAUAAGAAGCUCCUUGAGGACAUCUGAGCCAACUGUCGCAAAAGGCUUUCAGAAGCCGCCUGCUGUCAACUCCACGGUGUUCGUUGCAUGAGCCCCAAGGGGUGAAGGCAGACGCUUAGUCUGAGAAGAUGUACAUAAAAGACGUUUACAGAACAUGGCCCGGUCCCAGCUUGUCACACAGACUGGCCACUUCCCUGAUCCUGGAGGGGAUGUCUGGGGCUCCAGAGACUACUCACUGCGGUGGUUCCAUUUGUGCCUAAGGUCUAAUGUUGGGAGCCAUGGCCCUUUCUUGAGAUUAUACGCAGAGUUUUCUCUCUUACUGAAUUUUAACUCUAGAAUCUUCAUAGGUUUUUCCCACUCUCCAAGAUGUGCUUGAGUUGAGGGCUGGGAGCUGGAGGCUCUGCUCUUCACAUUCCAGUUUGCCCUGUCGGUCGCUCCGCCUGCACAGUGUUUGUUCCCUCUCAUCCUCCCUGCAAUGGAAAGCAUGGGAUGAAGAGAACUUCGACUAGGACCUAACACUGUUUCACCACUGAGAUAAGAGGCCAUAGGACUCUGAAAGGCAGUGCAAACUGGCUGACUAUUGACUGAAGCAAAUGCUGGCCAGGCAUGUCUAUCAGCCACCCCAAAGCCAUCCUGAAGCCAUUCUAAAGCAUUCAAAUGGCAGUGCUUUCCGUUGUUAGUGUUGUGCAUUGUUUUAUGUAUGCCUGGGGAUUAUUUUUAUUUCAAAAACAGCCUUAAUCAUUCCACUUUUAUUUAUGCGUAUACCUCAUCAGCACCCAGCAACUGGGGGUUUGGAUUUAUUUUAAAUUUUCUUUUUUUGUGAGGUUCUUUUUUGUUCUCAGUUUUUGUUUUUUACUUUGUAUCGAACAUACUGUUUUUCCUCUUUGCUUUGUCCUGCGUUAGCACAUGGACUGUUGUCGGUAGAAGCAAUAGAGUGCAGAAGGCUACAAAAAAGAGCACAAUCCAGUGUGAUGAGAUCAGGAGAGCUUGCCUCUGCCAUCCUCCUUCCUACUACUACUGUGCAAUUCAAGUCCUUCUUAAGCCAUUACCAGUGGGCAUGCUCAGAACGAUGGAGGAGCUCCCUGGGGGCAGGAUGUUGCUGAACCUGCUGGCGAGGAGCUCCUGGCACUGUUACCCGCAAGAGCCGAAAGAAAACCCUGUGAAACGGCUCCUCUUUUCCUUUGCUGUAAAGAAUCCAGCAAGUGUAUGGAUGCUCUGGCUCCCAUUUGUCUGCGCUGUCUGUUUCCUGCCCGUCUCUCGUCCACACUGAGCAUGCUCAAGAGCAACAAUUCAUUGGUGUGACCCAUAGGAGCUUCCAUUCACCGUGGGUAACAGCAAAAUGAUUCUCAUGUCUAAUGUUCUAUGCAAUGAAAUAACAAAACAAAAAAAGUUUAAAAAAACAACUGUUAAUAUUUAAUAAGUUCAAUGUUAUGUAUAAGGAUUUAAUUGCAAAUGUGCUAUUGAGAAACUGGAUAGGUAUCUUUAUAUCGAACACCUGUGCGUAUGAAGUUUUCAAUUAGUGGCAUGCUUGACCCAUCCGAGGGACACUUUUGCCAAAGGGUAGCCAUAGAGCCGGUGACUGUCUCUGUCUGUUGUAGAGCAUGGCUUGCUACUUCUCUGCACGGUUUCAUCUAUUUAGAAUGCUUGCCGUUCUUUGCUUGAGGUUUUUUUUUCUCUCUCUCUCUCUCUCUCCAGUUGGUUCAUCAUCACUUCUGAAUGCCAUUAG
Messenger RNA from Podarcis lilfordi (Lilford's wall lizard), 36054 nucleotides. The record is from the annotation of a GenBank genome assembly. Lineage: Eukaryota; Metazoa; Chordata; Lepidosauria; Squamata; Lacertidae.